Mesorhabditis belari is the source of this 1206-nucleotide messenger RNA. Lineage: Eukaryota; Metazoa; Nematoda; Chromadorea; Rhabditida; Rhabditidae. The record is from the annotation of a GenBank genome assembly.
AUGCGUUCCUUCUUUUGCCUUUUCAAAGUGAAAAUUGUGCUGCUAUGCGUUCUUUGGUAUUCAAUCAGUUCAGCCAGCUCUAUCACAAAUAAAAUAAUCUUACAGCAAUAUCCCUAUCCAAUGACGGUUGGAAUCUUCUCGUUAAUGUGUAUUCCAAUCUGCGCUUCACCGUUGCUUCGUCUCUGGGAAAAACGAAAAGUGACUCUUGGGACACACCACUUUAUUCGAUACCUUGUUCCAAUUUCACUCGGUCGUAGCCUUGCGGUGGCAGCUGCUUAUUUCAGCCUUUAUAAAAUGCCAGUUUCUUAUACGCAUACAGUAAAAGCAACGAUGCCUUUAUUUGCCGUUUUUCUUGGAAGAGUGGUAUUGAAGGAAAGACAAAGUCUUAGUGUUUAUGCCUCCUUGUUGCCGAUAAUAGCCGGAGUUGUAAUAGCUUCGGUCACCGAGUUGUCUUUUUCGGCAAUUGGACUGAUGGCUGCACUUUUUUCGACGCUUACUUAUUCUUUCUUGAACAUACUUGUCAAAAAGCUUUUACGAGAGACUGAAAUGCAUCCUGUGAGAUUAUUAUCGUUGAAUUCUCAAUUGGCUGCUCUUUUCUAUUUCCCAGCAUGGUUCUACGAAGAUGCCCUAUCAAUGUUUGCCGCCCUUGCGUCGGAUUCACCAUCAAUUCCUCGUCCCGAUUUCACGAUGUUCUACAUGUUAUUCAUUUCCGGCAUUCUCUCGUUCGGACAAAGUGUGUGCUCUUACACCUUGAUACACGAAUUGACGGCUCUAAGUUACGCUGUUUGUAACGCAACCAAACGAAUUACGGUAAUUGCGAUUUCACUAAUGACACUCCACAAUCCCGUGACAGGAUCGAACAUUUUUGGAAUGUCUUUGGCAAUCUUGGGAGUUUUCUGCUACAAUCGGGCAAAACAGAGUGAUAAAGAGGCCGCACAUACAUUACCGAUGACUCGAACACACACAACAUUGAGUGAUGCAUCCCUUGUCGCUCUCGAUACAAUGGCCAUGAAUGGAACAACUAAAAUGCAGAAACUUUGGCAAACAAAGCCACCGCCGAAUGGUUCUCGACUAGCUUUACAAAUGGGAUGGGAUGAGCAAUCGUUGAUGAGUGAUCAAUCAGCAGCUUCAUUUUCAAUUCGAGAACGCCGUGCCGACGAUUUCCUUUUUCGCCAUAAAGAACCACGAAGGAGUGAAAAGUUUGCG